UUUACUCUCUACACUUUAUAAUAUUUAUCCUCAACUAAUUCAUCUUCAUUCCUAACGCACACACAAACAAAAGACCUUUUGAUCUAUUAGACAAUGGAAGAGUACAUACCUGGAAAAAACGCUAACAAGCGAUCCCGAGAGAACUCGGGUUUGGACUCAGGUGAGUCGAAGCGUGUCCACAUUGAGACAAAUGCAGGUUCCAGUUUGGUUCAGUUGAAUCGAGUUGAACUGGAAUUAGCGAUGAAUAAUCAUCAUGACUCGUCCGAGUCGAAUCAGUAUGGUCAUGUCACCUCGUCGGAGCUUGAUGCAUAUGAUGAAGACGUGGACGUAGACUCGCCGGAGGCUAAGCAGAUUAGAGAAGACAUUCUGGACAUACUUGAUGAGCCAGAAACAGUGACAGAUGGUGUUACUGAAACUCAGGACCUUGACUCUGUAAUCAAGAGUUUUGAAGAAGAGAUUCUUCAUCCUUCAACUCUGCCACCUCGCCAGACCUUCAUUGACCUAACGUUAUCAGAUUCCGGCAAAUCCCAAUCGGACCUCGGCUACCUUCUAGAAGCUUCGGACGAUGAGCUUGGCCUCCCGCCAACCGUUUCUCCUGAAAACCAUAUUGAUGCCGAAUCGCGAUUGGGAAAUACGAUUGGAUUUGAAAACGAGUUACUAAGAUAUGACUCAUUCGACUUAGGGAUGCUUGCCGGAAUCAUGCACGGAGAUGAUUACGGCGGUGAAAAUAAUGGCGGUGAUUUUGUGACGGUCGGUGGAUUAUUCGAUUAUCCAGAUCCGUCAAAUUUUUCGGAGUUGUCACGUCUGCCGGAAUUUCUACCGGCUUUGUAAACAUAUAAGUGUCUUUUAGGUGGCCUGUUUCACCGGUCCGGUCGAAAUCUAAUAGCUUAGGAGUAGUAGAUUGCUGUUUGUACAUCUUAAAAAGAUUGAAAAAGAAAAAACGGAGGCUAAAAACUAGCAUGUAGAGUUCCCCCUUUCUUUUUCAAUACAAAGUCAUUACACGACGUUGUUUGUGCUAGAUCAAAUAUCGAUGAAUAUAAUAGAUUUCUAAAGCGAGAAGAAAGCUUUUGGAAACUCAAAUGAGAGUUUCAACGGUU
Messenger RNA from Solanum dulcamara, 1097 nucleotides. RefSeq lists its product as uncharacterized. NCBI's taxonomy places the organism in Eukaryota, Viridiplantae, Streptophyta, Magnoliopsida, Solanales, Solanaceae. The transcript has a single exon. The coding region runs from base 94 to 831 and encodes 245 amino acids. The record is from RefSeq and is a predicted model, not a curated record.